CACUCUCGGCUUUGCGACAGACGCAAACAAAUAUAACCUCCAUAACCUAGAUUUUAUUUAUCCGCGUUUGAUUUUAAACACGUGCCGUAAUAAUCAUGGAUGGAAGCCUGGAAAAACCUAUCAAAGAAAAGAAGAAAAAGAAGAUAAAGCUAGAAAACUUGGGAGAAAUACAGAAAGAAGGCGAUUUUUCUGUAGAACCGUCUAACAAAUCCGCAAAAUUAGAUACGUCACAAUGGCCAUUGCUAUUGAAACAUUUUGAUCGGUUAAAUGUAAGGACCAAUCAUUAUGUUCCCAUUCCCUGUGGAUCUUCACCGUUAAAGCGUGAUAUAUCGGAAUAUAUCAAAGCGGGCUAUAUCAAUUUAGAUAAGCCCGCGAACCCGAGCAGUCACGAGGUUGUGGCUUGGAUAAAACGCAUACUUAGAGUAGAGAAAACUGGCCAUUCCGGAACUUUAGAUCCUAAAACUACAGGUUGUUUGAUAGUUUGCAUAGAGAGGACUACUAGGUUGGCAAAGUCGCAGCAAGCCGCCGGUAAGGAGUACGUGACUGUAUUCAAAUUGCAUUCACCCGUGGAUUCCAUAAAAAAAGUUAGUCAGGGUUUAGAAAAGCUGAAAGGGGCCUUGUUCCAGAGGCCUCCGCUUAUAUCUGCAGUUAAGAGACAGUUGCGUGUGAGGACGGUCUACGACAGUAAACUGUUAGAUUAUGACGAAACCAGGAAUAUGGGGGUGUUUUGGGUGAGUUGCGAGGCGGGCUCCUACAUCCGUACCAUGUGCGUCCACCUGGGCCUGGUGCUGGGCGUAGGCGGGCAGAUGCUCGAGCUGCGUCGCGUCAGGUCCGGCAUCCAAAGCGAGAUGGAUGACACGUCGACUUUACACGACGUCUUGGAUGCCCAGUACCUAUACGAUAACCAUAAAGACGAGAGUCUACUCAGGAGGGUGAUCAAGCCUCUCGAGGGACUCCUAGUCAGACAUAAAAGGAUCAUUAUGAAAGACAGCUCGGUGAACGCAGUGUGUUACGGUGCUAAAAUCCUCCUGCCCGGCGUCCUGCGGUACGAGGACAACAUCGAACUGAACGAGGAGAUCGUGAUCGUGACGACGAAGGGCGAGGCGAUAGCACUGGCCCUCGCCCAGAUGACGACCGCUACGAUGGCGAGUUGCGAUCACGGUAUAGUGGCGAAGAUAAAGCGGGUGAUCAUGGAGAGGGACACGUACCCCAGGAAGUGGGGGCUCGGCCAGAGGGCCAGCCAGAAGAAGAUACUGAUCGCCAAGGGGCAGUUGGAUAAGUACGGGAAGCCGAACGAGAACACUCCCAAAGAGUGGUUGAAUUGCUAUGUGGAUUAUUCAGUGAAAAACGAGCCUGUAUCUGAGGUGGCGGAGGAGGAAGAGUCGCAUAAGAAGCGUAAAUUGGAUGAAUCCCUCGGUAAUGCGUCUGUAACUAGUCCCGAGGCGUCUCCGGAAAAGAAAAAGAAGAAAAAGAGGAAGAAGACGGAAGAAACGGCUGAAGAGGAGACUUCCGCCGUGGUCGCUACGGGAACGGUCGAGCCUGAGGCAGAGCAACCAGUGAAAGAGAAGAAAAAGAAGAAGAAGAAAGAUAAAGAGAAGAGGGAGGUUGUGGAAGAAAACUAAGUCUUACGAAUGAAGAUAUUUUUAUAGUUUUUGUUAAUUUUUCUUUAAUUUUUAUCAACUCCCUUUUCAUUAAUUUUAAGAAAUAACUGUUCUCUGCAUGCAUUGCAUAUUUCGAGGAAUCAUGAUUUUUUUUAUCUUAAUUAUGCAAUAAAAGGUAAAAAUUA
Messenger RNA from Anoplophora glabripennis (Asian longhorned beetle), 1786 nucleotides. RefSeq names its product H/ACA ribonucleoprotein complex subunit 4 (gene Nop60B). The transcript has 9 exons. Gene Ontology annotation, cellular component: box H/ACA snoRNP complex. Lineage: Eukaryota; Metazoa; Arthropoda; Insecta; Coleoptera; Cerambycidae. Gene Ontology annotation, molecular function: RNA binding; pseudouridine synthase activity. The coding region runs from base 96 to 1622 and encodes 508 amino acids. The record is from RefSeq and is a predicted model, not a curated record. Gene Ontology annotation, biological process: snRNA pseudouridine synthesis; rRNA pseudouridine synthesis; mRNA pseudouridine synthesis.